Messenger RNA from Oldenlandia corymbosa var. corymbosa, 685 nucleotides. Lineage: Eukaryota; Viridiplantae; Streptophyta; Magnoliopsida; Gentianales; Rubiaceae. The record is from the annotation of a GenBank genome assembly.
UUUUCUUCUUUAGAAAUCAUAAUGGAGAGAAACCUCAAAAGGGGUCGUCAAAGAAUUGAAAUGAAAAGGAUAGAAAUUGACGACCAUAGGUAUGCAAGUUUUUCCAAACGAAAGGUUGGGGUUUUCAAAAAGGCUAGUGAGUUAUGCACUGAGUGCAAAGCAGAUGUCGGCGUGAUAAUUUUUUCUCCGGCUGAAAAGACACACACUUUCUUUAGCCCUAAUAUAGACAAAAUUGUUUCAAGUUGCUUUGGGAAAAACCAAAUUCCCAACGACACGCAGCCACUUAUUGAGGAGCAUGAGAAAGCAAGAGCUGACAACUUAAACCAGCAACUUGAUGAGGUUGAAAUUCAAACAGAUAUUCAAGUAGGAAAAGCCAAGCAAAUGAAUGCAGUGUCUACAAUGAAAGAUGAAUGCGGCUCAUUGGGGGUACUAGAGGAAGAAUUAGAUAGCAUGGAGAAGAAUGUUCGACUCAAGUUGAAAAUGGCUAAUUUCAUAGUUCAAUUGGCUAAUCAUUCCAAAAUGUUGAAAAAUUGAGAUUCAGCAUGAAGGGGGCUUCAAAAUCAAACAUCAUUUCUUCAGUUUUUUUUUUUCAAUUUUCGUUUAUGUUUUUUGUAACUCCAAUAAAGAAAGAAGAUCAUCAUAUCAUUUUUGUUUCAAACUUAUGAAAUUACUAUAUAUCUAAUUA